AUGGACGAAAAUUUAUUCAUUUCUGAUAAAACUUUUGGUUCUUAUGUUCUUGACACUGCCAAGUUGAUUUAUAGAAAUGAGGAUGGUUCUUUCACUACCAGUGAUCUGGUAGAAGAAUGGUUCCCACUUCAAAUUGGAAAAAUAUUUAAGGGAGAAUUGAACAUGGAAGUACAAUUCUUUUCCAUAUCUUUUGACUUGGAAGAGAGCUUUAUCUUUAAACGAGAAAUCAUCGAUCUUAAUCACCUUUGCAUUCUCUUCAGUUUGAGACUUACGAACGAUUCUUUCGAAUUUUCGGACAACUUGGCUCGUUUCUUUAAUUGUAAAUCCGAUGAAGAAUUAAGGAUCACCUUCAUAAAAUUCACCACUGCUGAAGUACGAUUGCGAAAGUUAAGCCAAUUCAUCCUUAGUACUGCAUUAGUGAUCACAUAUCUGAUAUUAUUAUGUUGGAGACAUCGUCAAGAGUGGGCAAAGAUUAUUUCAAAUAGUAAAGAAUGGUUGAUUUUAGAAAUCGAUGAUAUUGAACUUAGAGACGAAUUAUACGGCGCUUGUGAAAAAUUCAUCAUUGAAAGAUUCCAAAUUAAUAAAUAUGAGGAUGAAGAACAACAGAACAGUUUAGUUACAUGUAAAAAACGAGUCAUAAUUACACGUAAAUCAGUUACUACUCGAACCGUUAGUCAUAUUCUGAAAUAUCAAACCCAAACUGGUUCUAUUCCCCUUGACAACAAGACUGCCGAAUACUUCAGAUUUGAAAGCAUUGAGGAGUUCACAACAGAACUUCAAAUCCAUUUUCACAGCGAAAAGUUUCUACGUUAUGUAGCUUUAGACUAUCGUAAAGAUUGGUUCAAGGUUUUUGAUAACGCAUCCGAAUAUUUAAGAGUUCAAUGUAAUGAUGACUCAAAAUUGGAACAACAAAUCUUAGCAAGUGCCAGGAAAUUUAUUAUCAAACGACAUAAAGUCGAAUCAUCAUCAAUUGAAGAUGAUCAUAGUUUCGCUUCAGCCGUUGAAAACAAACAAAAAGCAAUUGAUCACGAAAAAUCCGAAGAGAAGAGAUCACAGCUUAUUGUCAAAAAUAAAAGAAAAGCUUCUUACAUCGAAGAAAAUCAUUCCGUUGAUGUUGGUUCAAUCAAGAGAUACCUUUCUCAUUGCAAUGAAGAUGGAAGUUUUAUUUUCAGUGAAGAUGUCGUUAAGCUUUUGAAUUUCGAGAAUAUCAAGUCCUUCGAAACUUCUAUUCAAAGUCACUUCGUAUCUGAAC
Molecule: messenger RNA, 1252 nt
Organism: Funneliformis geosporum
Lineage: Eukaryota; Fungi; Glomeromycota; Glomeromycetes; Glomerales; Glomeraceae
Source: the annotation of a GenBank genome assembly